This is a messenger RNA of Trematomus bernacchii (emerald rockcod), 2636 nucleotides long. It is a transcript of the gene chrm5a, whose product is annotated as cholinergic receptor, muscarinic 5a. The record is from RefSeq and is a predicted model, not a curated record. Gene Ontology annotation, molecular function: G protein-coupled acetylcholine receptor activity; G protein-coupled serotonin receptor activity. Gene Ontology annotation, cellular component: plasma membrane; dendrite; synapse. Bases 622 to 2190 code for a protein of 522 amino acids. Gene Ontology annotation, biological process: G protein-coupled receptor signaling pathway, coupled to cyclic nucleotide second messenger; chemical synaptic transmission; adenylate cyclase-inhibiting G protein-coupled acetylcholine receptor signaling pathway. Lineage: Eukaryota; Metazoa; Chordata; Actinopteri; Perciformes; Nototheniidae. The transcript has 2 exons.
CAGUGACCGGACUCAGGCGUCAGGCAGCCUCUCGCUGACGUUCUGCUUCAACUUGGCUGAGAGGCAGUUCAUCAAGCUCAGCUCAGACUGGGAGGAAAGUUCUCUCCUGUCCUCUUUCUUAGGUUCCUGGGUAGAUUAUACUCAUUUAUGAAUAACCAAAGGAUGCUGCAACUUGAGGAUACUUUACUCAUCGAGUUGCCUGCGUUGAAUGGCCAAAGGGAACGUGAUGCUGUGCUCUGCGCCUCUUGAACAGGGAUGACCGAAUCCUCCUGGCUGUCCACCCUCCUCCUCCUCCUCCUCUUCGUUCUCUCUUCUCCUCUCACAGUUGUACCCCGGACUCCUCUGGCAUGCGAGGGUCAAGUCGGCAGGAUUUUCGCAUCCACCUCAAUCCUCUCUCCAACUGUGUUGUGAUCCUCAGCGCCACACUUGACCUGAAGGCUUCCCAGGCAAAACAAAGGGAUUAACCGUGAACUUUACUCUCAACAGGAUACACAACCUGCGCUUAAACAGGAGACUGUGAAACUGAUGAAAGUCUACUGAGAUCUUCUUGAAAAUGAAAAGUCCCAACACUCUUGUCAUGGUUGGAUACAAAUAAACCAGAAGAAAAUAGAAGGAGAUAGCAUGCAGAACUUAACUUUAAAUGCCACAAUGGAUCAGUCAGGAUACCCGGUCAGUCACAGUCUCUGGGAGGUGAUUACCAUUGCCACCGUGUCGGCUAUAGUCAGCCUCAUCACCAUUGUAGGGAAUGUGCUGGUGAUGCUCUCCUUUAAGGUCAACAGCCAGCUGAAGACGGUGAAUAAUUACUACCUGCUGAGCCUGGCAGCUGCUGACCUAAUCAUAGGUGUUUUCUCCAUGAAUCUGUAUACCUCGUAUAUACUGAUGGGCUACUGGGCCUUAGGGAACCUUGCUUGUGACCUGUGGUUGGCAUUGGACUAUGUAGCCAGUAAUGCCUCUGUCAUGAACCUUUUGGUAAUCAGUUUCGACAGAUAUUUUUCCAUCACCAGACCUCUGACCUACAGGGCCAAGAGGACUCCCAAACGAGCUGGCAUCAUGAUAGGUUUGGCGUGGAUGGUGUCACUUGUUCUGUGGGCCCCACCUAUUCUCUGCUGGCAGUACUUUGUCGGAAAAAGGAAUGACGAUGAGAAGCAAUGCCAGAUCCAGUUUCUCUCCGAGCCUGUGAUAACCUUUGGGACAGCGAUCGCCGCCUUUUACAUUCCCGUGUCAGUCAUGACAAUUCUGUACUGUCGAAUCUACAAGGAGACUGAGAAAAGGACCAAAGAUCUGGCUGAGCUGCAGGGGAUUACCUAUCCCACCGAGCCUGGGGUCCCCCCGCCUCAGAAGACCAUUGUCGGAUCCUGUUUUAGCUGUAAAUUAAGGUCAACAUCGCAUGACAGGAAUCAAGCCUCUUGGUCUUCCUCCAGCAGAAGCCAUGCGGCCAAAUCAGCAGCCACCACCAAUGACGAGUGGUCCAAAGCUGGUCAGCUGACCACCUUCAACAGUUACGCUUCGUCAGAGGACGAGGACAGGCCAGUGUCACCAGGGGGAUUGCAACCCUCCUUCAGGAACCAGGCUUGUGAGACCCUCAAGAGCGGAGUGGGCAGCGAGAGCGAGCAGCUUAGUAGCUAUGUGGAGGAUUGCUACUUUCAGACUCCGCCCAAAAGCAACUCUCAGAAGAGCGGCAAGUGUGUGUCCUACAAAUUUAAGCCCGUGGCCAAAGACACUGACGUGGAGAACCACAUCAAAAAUGGAGACACCAAAAUGGCAUCAUCGACUUUCUCCUCGGCUGAGUCCAUGAGCGUUCCAUCCACCUCCUCGACGGCGAAGACCAUAGACGCCACACUGAAGAACCAGAUCACCAAGAGGAAGAGGAUGGUGCUGAUCAAGGAGAGGAAGGCAGCUCAGACUCUCAGCGCUAUCUUGUUGGCCUUCAUCCUAACAUGGACGCCAUAUAACAUCAUGGUGCUUAUUUCCACCUUCUGCCCAGAAUGCAUUCCCCCCUCCCUCUGGCAUCUGGGCUACUGGCUGUGCUACGUCAACAGCACCGUCAAUCCCAUGUGCUACGCCCUUUGUAACAAGACUUUCCAAAAGACCUUCCGUAUGCUCUUACUUUGCCAGUGGAAGAAGAAAAGGAUUGAGGAGAAACUUUACUGGUAUGGACAAAACCCUGUGGUCAGCUCCAAACUGACAUGAACUAUUUUUUAUUCUAGGAUAAUGGCUGUUAGGUAUGUUUCUUUCUAUUGUUAAUGUAGACUUCAUGAACUUGAAUUUUACCCAGUAUCAAAAGUAUUAAAACUGUAUCAAGGAGCUGGUACAAUUUACAAUGUUGCUAAUUAAUCAGUUGUUCUGCUAUAGUGGAUGUUUAUAACUUUGGAAAUGGAAGACAUUAUAAAAGUGCCCCAAAACAAACAGUGACAGUGUAAAUAUAUUCUAAAACAUAAGGAAAUACUAGUAUUUUCCCCCAAAAUGGAUGUGCUUAUGCAGGAUAUGCCAUCGAUUAAUACUGAAAUUAUUUUACGCAGACCGUUGUUGUAUUCAAGAUGCACAGUUUAACAUCUGUAUCAUAUCAAAUUGCUCCAACCCUUUGAUAACUCCUGUAUUGAUGCUCUUACACCCAAAAAGUCAUAACACAUGCAAAU